CAAAAAGUCAUCGGUGAGAACAUGGCGGAUGAGAGGUAUAACCGGAAGAAUCCGGCGGUGAAGAGGAUUUUGCAGGAGGUUAAGGAGAUGCAAGCAAAUCCGUCUGACGAUUUUAUGUCUCUUCCCCUCGAGGAGAAUAUAUUUGAGUGGCAAUUCGCAAUCAGAGGUCCUUGUGACACUGAAUUUGAAGGUGGGAUUUAUCAUGGGAGGAUCCAGCUGCCUUCAGAUUAUCCUUUCAAGCCUCCUUCAUUCAUGUUAUUGACCCCUAGUGGUCGUUUCGAAGUCAAUACUAAGAUUUGCUUGAGCAUUUCUAAUUACCAUCCUGAGCAUUGGCAACCUUCAUGGAGCGUUCGGACUGCUUUGAUGGCUCUUAUUGCGUUCAUGCCUUCAAACCCCAAUGGAGCAAUAGGCUCAGUAGAUUACCCAAAGGAGGAGAGACGUGCGCUAGCCACUAAAUCACGUGAGACACCACCCAAAUAUGGUUCUCCCGAGCGUCAAAAAGUUAUUGACGAGAUUCAUCAAUACAUGCUCAGCAAGGCAACUUCUCCUAAACCUAAUCCCCAUGAAUGUAACAAAACGACUUCCGCUGAUUCAGACGGUCAGUCCCAAACCAAGCAGCGUCUUGCUGCAACUGCUAUAUCAGAACCUGAUACCGCGACUGAAGUGAGUCUAGUUGAUCAAAUCGCUGAAGAAGCAGCUCAGGCUGAGACUGUUCUUCCAGGAGCUAAUGCAGCAGUAGAGGCUACCGAGGGAGAUAACGGAAACGGUUUGAUGAUGCGGCGGGAGCAACGAACGGCUGUUGUCAGGACGGCUCAGAAACCGAGUGAUGAUAGGCUGUUCACGUGGGCGGCGGUUGGACUCACGAUUGCGAUUGUGGUUCUUUUGCUGAAGAAGUUCGUAAGGUCAAGUGGUCAUGGCGCUUUGUUUAUGGACGAGUCGUGA
Messenger RNA from Thlaspi arvense, 942 nucleotides. NCBI's taxonomy places the organism in Eukaryota, Viridiplantae, Streptophyta, Magnoliopsida, Brassicales, Brassicaceae. The record is from the annotation of a GenBank genome assembly.